Messenger RNA from Amaranthus tricolor (Joseph's coat), 432 nucleotides. RefSeq names its product G-type lectin S-receptor-like serine/threonine-protein kinase At5g35370. The record is from RefSeq and is a predicted model, not a curated record. The transcript has a single exon. NCBI's taxonomy places the organism in Eukaryota, Viridiplantae, Streptophyta, Magnoliopsida, Caryophyllales, Amaranthaceae. The coding region runs from base 1 to 432 and encodes 143 amino acids.
AUGGUACUGCUGGAACUCGUUAGUGGAAGGAAAAACUGCUCGCUACAGCGAGUGCAACAAAGCCAUAGCGUAGAUGGUGGCAAUAAUACUGGUAGUAGUACAUCAGCUUCAUCCAGUUCAGGAGUUGUUUAUUUUCCGAUGUAUGCGCUGGAUAUGCAUGAACAGGGCAGGUACUUGGAGCUUGCUGACCCAAGACUCGAGGGUCGUGUAACAAGUGAAGAGGUCCAAAAGUUGGUUUGUAUUGCUUUAUGUUGCAUUCAUGAAGAACCGUCAUUUAGACCAACCAUGGUGACUAUUGUUGGAAUGCUUGAAGGGAGGAUUGAAUUUGAUCAUCCUCGAUUAGAAUCUUUGAAUUUCUUACGAUUUUAUGGACGUUGCUUUUCUGAACCUUCCAUCAUUGGAGAUGAUGGACAACAGAUGAAUUAUUAUUGA